Messenger RNA from Vespula pensylvanica (western yellowjacket), 4550 nucleotides. RefSeq lists its product as uncharacterized. The record is from RefSeq and is a predicted model, not a curated record. Gene Ontology annotation, molecular function: ATPase inhibitor activity. Gene Ontology annotation, biological process: negative regulation of ATP-dependent activity. The transcript is spliced from 30 exons. Lineage: Eukaryota; Metazoa; Arthropoda; Insecta; Hymenoptera; Vespidae. Gene Ontology annotation, cellular component: mitochondrion. Bases 57 to 4550 code for a protein of 1497 amino acids.
UAUUUAACAAUAAGAGAAAAACAGAAGAAACUUGCUCUCUGUUAUUAUUUAACAAAAUGGAUCCGUCAACGUUACCAUCAUCAUCAGGAAAUGCAUCAGAAACGAACAAUCAGUUUUGGUCGGAUGAAGAGGACAUGUUUUUAUUCAUCCUGAUAAAGAAUCGUUGUGAAAUAGUCGAAUCUGCAAUUAGUGAAGAUACGAAGGAACGACUAUGGAUAGAAAUACGAGAAUGUUUGAACAAUAAAUACAAAACGGAUAGAGACAUGAACUCUAUUAAGGAACGUUGGGAAAAAUUGAAGAGUUUGGCGAAACUGGAUAUUUAUACGCUCCUAUCGAAGAUCAAACAAAAAUCACCAAAGAAAACAAGCUAUCGUCCAUCGCAUUUCAAUCUGCAAAUUUGGAAAUUAUUAAAGCCUCAUAAAAGGAAGCAGGAUGAAUGCGACGAUGCGAUGGAGUAUUCCGCUUACAUGUUGGAUUUUGAAGUUCCCCAAGAAAUAGCUACAUUAUUGGAUAAUUUGAUAAGAAUAAGCGAUAUAAUAUUCGAUCCAUAUUUUGCCAGUUCUUCUUCUUCUUCUUCUAAUGUAUCAUCAGAAAGAAGUCGUAGUUUAAGCCCGCCAAGAUCAACAACGUCUCCCGAAGUCUAUAGAUCAUCUAGAUCUAGAUCCGCCCAACCUAGGAUUAGUAGUUAUAUCACGUACAGCGAUCUGACACAAUUGUCCGACGAGGAGAACGAAGAAGGUGCAACUGCGAGAAUCGAAGAAAGAAGAUCAAUGUUAACAGAACUAAGAUCGUUAAUAUCGAUCGAUCAAAAAUCAUCAAAAUCGACCGAAUCAUUGGUAGGAAACAGACAAAGACAAUUACCGAUGUCCGAAUUAUCACGAACAUUGGAGUCCGAUCUACAUGAUGAACAACCGUAUCGUCUCAUCGAUAGACGGCAUAGUAUACAAGAAUCCAAUGUAAGAACGAGCAGAAGUGGUAGAGAAAAGAUACCGCCGAGGACCGCCCCAAAAUUUCAUCAAUCUAACAUGUCAUCGUUUUAUCCUAACGAUAAAUGGCUAAAUUUACGAGAAUCUGAUAUAACUAGAGAAGAACCUGCAGGAGCGGCCGACGAUGGUGAAAGAAUAAUACCAGGAUCAGCAUUACCGAGGACCGAACCACGAAGGAGUGGACCAUCGAGAACCGAAUCAACUCAACAUGGUGCACAAUCCUUACACCAGAAAGAUAGAAAGGCUAAAAUAAAAGAAUCUCAUACAAGAACAUCCGAUGACAGCAGAGAAAGAAGAGCAUCUCUGAGAGCAAGAUGGACUGAACCCGUUCAACAAUCUGCCGCACAACUCAGAUGGAUAGGAAUACAAGAAUCUGAUGUAAGAACAACAGAUGAUAGUAUGAAAAAAAGAACAUCACAUGCAUCAACGAUGACCGAACCAGUUCAUCAAUCUGUUGCACAACCGUUUCAUCCCAGCGAGAAACGGGUUAAAAUAAAAGAAUCUGAUAUAUUAUCGGGUGAUGAUAGUGGAGGGAAAAAACCAACAGUACGUUGGAGUGAUCCAAUUCAUCGAUCUGCUGAAUCAUCAUCUCGUUCCAACAUUACAUGGAUUCAAUCAGAAGAAAAUAUAGCAAUGACCGAUGAUACUGACGAAGAAAGGCCAACGCAAUCACAAUCAAGGACAGAACCAACUCAUCAACCUGAUGGUGCACAAUGGUUUCAUCCAAGCGAUAAGUGGACGAAAUUAAAAGAAUCUCAGGCAAGACCGGUGGAUGGUGGUAACGAAGAAAGAAUAACGCAGACGCUAUCAAGGGAAGAACCAAGUGACCAUCAAUCUGUACAUAUCUUCGAACCCAGCGAAAGAUGGAUUAGAUUAAGAGAUUCUUUUGUAAAGCAAAGGCACUCUUCUAGAUCAGAUGAAGGCAGAGAAUUAAGACCAUCGUCGGAAGCACCGAAGAUCAAACCGAUCGUAUCCAGUGAACCACGACCCAUUCCAUUCAGCGAUAAACGGUUUAAAGCACAAGAAUCUGAUAUAAGAAUGAGGGAUGAAAACGAAAUAAGGCGGGCGCAAAGAGCACGUUGGAAAGAACCAAUUCAAUCAUCUGGUGAUAUACGAUCACUUUAUCGCAGUGAAAGAUGGAUUAGAAUAACAGAAUCUGAUAAAUCAACGAGCGAUGAUAGUGGAGAAGAAAGAAAAACCCACACCAUACGGAGGAACGAACCAUUACAUCAAUCUGAUGUACCAUCGUUCUAUCCAGCCGAUAAAUGGAUUCAAUUAAAAGAUUCUGUUACAAGAGGAGAAGACUCUUCAGGAUCUGGCGAUGAUGCCAGAGAAGUAAGAGUACCAUCGCAAUCAAGAAUUGAUUCAGUCCUGCCUGGUGAUAGAUGGAUUAGAUUGAGAGAAUCAGAUGUAAUGGUAGGAGAUUCUUCAGGAUCGAGCGAUGAAGCCAGAGAAAUAAAAGCACCACCAAAACCACCGAGAAUGGAUCCAUCCCUACAUGGUGUAAAACCGUUUCAUCCAACCGAUAGAUGGAUUAGAUUGAAAGAAUCUGAUGUAAUGGUAGGAGAUUCUUCAGAAUCGAGCGACGAAGCCAGAGAAGUAGGAGCAUCAUCGGAACCACCGAGAAUCGACCCAGCCCUGCAUGGUGUAAGACCGUUUCAUCCAACCGAUAGAUGGAUAAGAUUAAGAGAAUCUAAUGUAAUGAUAGGAGAUCCUUCAGGAUCGAGCGACGAACCUAUCAGAGAAGUAGGAGCAUCAUCGGAACCACCGAGAAUCGACCCAGCCCUGCAUGCUGGUGUAAGACCGUUUCAUCCAACCGAUAGAUGGAUAAGAUUAAGAGAAACUGAUGUAGUGGUAGGAGAUCCUUCAGGAUCGAGCGACGAACCUAUCAGAGAAGUAGGAUCUAAUGAUCCACACCAUGGAUCCACCGAAGCAUGGAUUACGAUAAAAGCACCUGAUGGAACAAUAGAAGCAAUUCCUAUGGGUUCGGCUGAUGUUGUGACCGAAGAAUCAUCAAAGAGCAAUUUACCAACUCAAGCUCAUGUACAACCGUAUUAUCCGGAGUCAUGGCUUAGAAUAAGAGAUUCUGUUAUGAGAGAAAGAGAAAGUCCUGUGAGAACAGUCGAUAGUAACAUCGAAGAAAGAGCAUCAGCACCCUUACCAAAUCCACCUCGUGAAUCUUGGCUUAGAGUAAGAGAGAGAAUAGCACAAACAAAUAUUCGUGCAAGACCGGCCGAUAGUAACAUCGAAGUGAGGCCAUCAGUAACGACUUUGCCAAGCCAACCUCAUGUACAACCGUAUUACCCGAUACCACGAGCUAGAGUAAGAGAGCCUAUUAUAAUAGAAACAGAUAUUCCUAUGAGACCGGCCGAUAGUGACAUUCAAGUAAGACCAUCAGCAAGGACUUUGCCAAGCCGACCUAAUGUACAACCAUAUUACCCGGAACCACAGAUUAUAGUGACCGAGCCUAUUAUAACGGAAACAGAUAUUCCUAUGAGACCGGCCGAUAGUGAUAUCCAAGUAAGACCAUCAGCAAGGACUUUGCCAAGCCGACCUCAUGGUAAUUUAAUGAUUCCUUUACGAAUACAAUCAUAUUGUCCGGAACCUCGGGCUAGAACAAGAGAGUCUAUUAUAAUGGAAACAAACAAUCCUGUGAGAUCGGCCGAUAGUAACAUCGAAGUAAGACCAUCAGCAAGGACUUUGCCGAGCCGACCUCAUGUACAACCAUAUUACCCGGAACCACGGGCUAGAACAAGAGAGUCUAUUACGAGGGAAAGAGUUCCUAUGAGAUCGGCCAGUAGUGAAGUUGAAAUAAGACCAGCGAGAACCUUACCAAGCCGACCUCGUGUACUACCCGCUUACGCGAACAGAUUUAUUGUUAAUGUAAGAGAACCUGAUAGAAGGGAAGGAUUAUCUAUGAGAUCAACUGGUGUUCCCACUGAAUCGAGAUCGUUAAUGAGAUCUGAAGCAGACCAACAUGAUGUAUAUCUUAGUAGAUUAAGGGAAACCAUUAUAGAAGAAGAGGAUUAUUAUCGUUUAUCGGAACAAUAUACACCGGAAGAAAGUAUAAGAAGAUUACAAAUUUUGAGAGUCAGGGAGAGAGAACUAUUUAUCCGAGAAAGUCAAUAUCUGGAAGAACAAAUUCGUAUGCAACGAUUGGAAAGCAAUCUCGAAACGGCACAAAUGCGUAAACGAAUUGCUUUGAGCGAAUAUAAAUUGGCGGAACUGAAGGAGAUAAUGCUCGAGUUGAAUAUAAGUGAUCCCGGAAGAAGAAUGUACAAAGUAUUUGAUUCUAGUCAAGCUAGAAUGACUGGUGCAUCUGGUUCUGGUUCAAAUAGAGGUGGCAGAGCUGGUGCUAUCCGUGAAGCUGGAGGAGCUUUUGGACAAAUGGAAAUUGCUCAUGAAGAUCAAUACUUUUAUAAUCAGCAAAAGGAACAGAUAAGAAAGUUGAGAGAAGGCAUUCGCGACGAAAUUGCUUUUCAUGAGGAACAGAUCCGGCGCCAUCAAGAAGCUAUAGAACGUCAUAACGCGAGGAUGGCCGAAAUGCGUACUACAGAACAUUAA